ACCCGAGGGCUUGGGGCGGGGCUGCCGCCUGCGGUAAUUCCUCGUCAGCGCCGGGGGGCGGGCUCAGCGGCGGAAGUGGCGCCGCCGGGAGCUCCCCUUCCGCUCCGAGGCGCUGCCGGGGCCGGGCAGCCGGACUGCGGCCGGGGCAAGAAGAGCUGGGGCCGCGGCUGACAUGGAGCAGCUGCCCUGCUGAGGCCCUGCCCUCCCCGCCCUGAGGUGGGGACCACCAGGAUGAGCAAACCGCCUGGGGAGCUGGCCCGCGACCUGGAGCGCAGCCUGCCAGCCGUGGCCUCCCUGGGCUCGUCGCUGUCCCACAGCCAGAGCCUCUCCUCGCACCUACUCCCGCCACCUCCCGGGAAGCGCCAGGCCAUCUCUGACGUGCGCCGCACCUUCUGCCUCUUUGUCACCUUCGACCUGCUCUUUAUUUCCCUGCUCUGGAUCAUUGAGCUGAACACCAACACGGGCAUCCGCAGGAACCUGGAGCAGGAGAUCAUCUACUACAGCUUUAAGACCUCCUUCUUUGACAUCUUUGUCCUGGCCUUCUUCCGCUUCUCGGGACUGCUCCUGGGCUACGCGGUACUGCGGCUCCGGCACUGGUGGGUGAUUGCGAUCACUACGCUCGUGUCCAGUGCUUUCCUCAUUGUCAAGGUCAUCCUCUCUGAGCUGCUCAGCAAGGGGGCUUUUGGCUACCUGCUCCCCAUCGUCUCCUUCGUCCUCGCCUGGUUGGAGACCUGGUUCCUCGACUUCAAAGUCCUCCCCCAGGAGGCUGAGAAGGAGCGAUGGUAUCUUGCUGCCCAGGCUGCUGUUGCCCGUGGACCCCUCCUGUUCUCUGGCGCCCUGUCCGAGGGCCAGUUCUAUUCACCUCCCGAAUCUUUUGCAGGGUCUGACAAUGAAUCAGAUGAAGAAGUCACUGGGAAGAAAAGUUUCUCUGCCCAGGAGCGGGAGUACAUCCUGCAGGGGAAGGAGGCCACUGCAGUGGUGGACCAGAUCCUGGCCCAGGAGGAGAACUGGAAAUUCGAGAAGAACAACGAAUACGGGGACACCGUGUACACCAUUGAGAUCCCUUUCCACGGCAAGACGUUCAUCCUGAAGACCUUCCUGCCCUGCCCCGCGGAGCUGGUGUACCAGGAAGUGAUCCUGCAGCCCGAGAGGAUGGUGCUGUGGAACAAGACGGUGACGGCCUGCCAGAUCCUGCAGCGGGUGGAAGACAACACCCUCAUCUCCUACGAUGUGUCUGCAGGGGCCGCCGGUGGGGUGGUCUCCCCCAGGGACUUUGUGAAUGUCCGGCGCAUCGAGCGGCGCAAAGACCGGUACCUGUCGUCGGGCAUCGCCACUGUACACUGCUCCAAGCCCCCGACGCACAAAUACGUCAGGGGAGAGAACGGUCCCGGGGGCUUCGUCGUGCUGAAGUCAGCCAGCAACGCCCACGUGUGCACCUUCAUCUGGAUUCUUAACACAGAUCUCAAGGGCCGCCUGCCCCGGUACCUCAUCCACCAGAGCCUCGCAGCCACCAUGUUUGAGUUUGCCUUUCACCUGCGGCAGCGCAUCGGAGAGCUGGGGGCCAGGGCGUGACGGCGCCCCUUACCCACCCUGCAGGCCAGGGUCCUGUCACCACAGGCUCCAGAGGCAGGAAAACGGGGCCAGCUGGGCUUCCUGCUGCCCACACAGGACCUGGCCUCAGCGUGGGCGUCAUCCUGGCCUUAGGCCAGCACCGACCUCUGAGCCUCACUGUGCCUGGGAGCCCCAGCCCUGAGCAGGCUGCGGGGCCGAGUGUUUGAACCCAGGGGCUGUGCUGGCGGAUGGAAGUGGGGGCUGUCCUGCUGCCUCCCAGAGGAGAUCACUGUCCCCGCCCUGGCCAGGGGCAGGGUCUGCGACAGGAGCCUCAGACUUGGUGGGGGCAGCCAGGGCCGGGCAGCGCCACCAGUGUUACGGGGAAAGCGCUCCUCAUGUGCCCACCUGUCACGGCUUUCUGGGGUUCCAGAAAGGUCUGGGACCUUUCCCCGGACAUGUGGGGCAGUGGGUGCUGGCAGGGAAUCUCUGCCUCUCUCAGGCCUCCUUGGGGACCUUUGUAAUUUGAGCCAAUUAAAAAAACCAUAAACUCAGA
Molecule: messenger RNA, 2104 nt
Organism: Oryctolagus cuniculus (rabbit)
Lineage: Eukaryota; Metazoa; Chordata; Mammalia; Lagomorpha; Leporidae
Gene: STARD3
Product: StAR related lipid transfer domain containing 3
Biological process (GO): cholesterol transport
Cellular component (GO): late endosome; lysosomal membrane; late endosome membrane
Molecular function (GO): cholesterol binding; cholesterol transfer activity
Source: RefSeq, a predicted model, not a curated record